GUUUCAAAUGUAUUCUAUAACUUAAAUAAGUUUCGUCUUUUAAUAAAUAUGGCUUAGUUUACACAGAGCAUAGGAAACGUCCAGCAAUAUGUCGGCUACCACGUCAAAUCCUAGUGGCUCGCAUGAACGCUUCUCACCUCACACGCUCGAGAAAGCGGCGAAGACGAAGGUCUCUCUUCAGUCGUUCUACUCUAAUCUUCUAGCACAGCAUAAGGACAGAAAGUCAAGACUAUGUUGUCUCGAAGCGGCAAUGGAAGAGCAAGGUUUAACCGCUCAAGAGAGAGAGGAAAGGAGGAUGCUACAUGCACAAAAAGAAACAGAAUUUCUCCGACUUAAGAGGUCAAGACUUGGCGUUGAUGAUUUUGAUUCACUUAAGGUGAUUGGAAGAGGGGCAUUUGGUGAGGUUCGUCUGGUUCAAAAGAAAGACACUGGCCAUGUCUACGCAAUGAAGAUUCUAAGAAAAGCUGACAUGUUAGAAAAGGAACAGGUCGCUCAUGUGAGGGCGGAAAGAGAUGUGCUGGCAGAAGCAGAAAAUCCCUGGGUCGUUAAAAUGUAUUUCUCCUUCCAAGAUGCUCAAUUUUUGUAUUUAGUUAUGGAGUUUCUUCCCGGCGGAGAUUUAAUGACGAUGUUAAUGAAGAGAGAUACUUUCACUGAGGAAGAAGCACGGAUGUAUAUUGCUGAAUCAGUGUUAGCCAUCGACUCAAUCCAUACGCUUGGAUUCAUACACAGGGAUAUAAAACCCGAUAAUUUGUUGUUGGACAGCAGGGGUCAUAUUAAACUUGCUGAUUUUGGUUUGUGCACAGGCUUGAAAAAAGCGCAUCGAACCGAUUAUUAUAGAGAACUUCAACCGCAAGACAUGCACGAUUUUGUUAAUGAUCCAUUGGACUCGAAAAGAAAAGCCGCCACGUGGAAACGGAUGAGAAGGGCAUUGGCAUAUUCUACGGUGGGAACACCCGACUACAUUGCUCCUGAAGUAUUUCAACAAACUGGCUAUACUAAGACCUCUGAUUGGUGGAGUUUAGGAGUUAUACUUUAUGAAAUGUUGAUUGGUUAUCCUCCGUUUUGUUCAGAAACUCCUCAAGAAACGUACAAAAAAGUAAUGAAUUGGAAAGAGACGCUCGUCUUCCCGCCUGAAAUACCAAUUUCCCAAGAAUCCAGACAUUUAAUUCAAAGACUAUGUUGCGAAUGCGAUCACAGGAUUGGUACAAACGGAGUGGAGGAAAUCAAAGGGCAAGCGUUUUUACGAGGAGUUGAUUGGGAACACAUAAGAGAUCGACCAGCCCCGGUACCCAUCGAAGUAAAAAGUAUUGAUGACACAUCAAAUUUCGACGAGUUUCCUGAUUUAGAUAUGAAUUUUGAAACUUCCGAUGAUCCGGCCAAAGUUGGAGCAACGAAUAGAAAAGACUGGGUUUUUCUAAAUUAUACGUUUAAACGAUUUGAAGGUCUCACGCAACGAGGUCGACCUCUUGGUCUUCCAAUGUAGAACAAGAGGAUUGAAAAUUCAUGUUUUGUAUAUCGGCGUUUUUCGACCGACCUGGAUGUAACUCAAAAGAAAACCUUUUUCCAUGUCGGAUAUUUAUAAUUGUAAAUUUGUAAUGCUACAGAAUAGAUAGCUGAAAACAUAGAUUAAUAAUAAACCAUCUGUGCUUUAAUAGUUCAAACGCUCCAUGUCAACAGUACUCCUUACGCACAAAUUAAGGGUCAAUUUUCUCCUGGGUUAUCGCAUACUAUUAAAUACAAGCGAGCACGUGUUAAAUAUGAAAAAUCCGUCAGAUUCAUCUGACUCAUUUUUCCAAAUCUGGUACAAGACAAUAAAUUUGGAUAUGAUAUAUAUUAAUAUUAAAACUUUGUAGUUGCGAAGUGGCUGCUGAUUGGUCGGAUAAUUAUGGAAAUCGCGAAAGCUAUUUUCCCCACCGAAUUUUUUUUCCAUUCAAAAUUCUUCGAAAAGGAUUAGGUAAAAUAAAAAAGCGUGGCUAUUCGCCACCAACUCUGGUGGUCUAGUGGUUAAGGUUACGACCUACGAUGCGGGUUACUGGUUUGAAUUCCUGCCAAGAUUUUGAUUUUUCCCACACCAUUAUUGACGGAACUGAUUUCGGAUACGAAGUUUUAUUGACUACACAUCCAGACGAUGAGAACUUAGUAAUUAAACAUUGAUUCUCAAACUUGGCAUGGCAGGAACUGUAUAAAUAGCUUGGCAAAUAGCUUAGAGAAGAUUUAAAAUUGUCGGAAAUUUGCGACCGCCAGAACUUUUAUGUUAAAAUUAAAUCCGCAAUUGUUUUAAAUAAUAAUAAUUUAGGCUGGAGUAUUAAUAAUAUUUAUAAGACUGAAUCACAACUCAAAUCACUAAUA
Messenger RNA from Dendronephthya gigantea, 2349 nucleotides. RefSeq names its product serine/threonine-protein kinase tricorner-like. Gene Ontology annotation, molecular function: protein serine/threonine kinase activity; ATP binding. The transcript is spliced from 15 exons. Gene Ontology annotation, biological process: intracellular signal transduction; peptidyl-serine phosphorylation. NCBI's taxonomy places the organism in Eukaryota, Metazoa, Cnidaria, Anthozoa, Malacalcyonacea, Nephtheidae. The record is from RefSeq and is a predicted model, not a curated record. Bases 89 to 1483 code for a protein of 464 amino acids.